AUGCAUGGUAUCCGCUGGUUAGAUCUGCCACGGAGAACGGGGAACACGGUAUCGGCUUGUCCGUCCUCUCGACCGCAAAUACGCGGCAAAAGCCCCAAUGUAUGGCUUGCACUGGAUGAUUCCAAACCUAAUGUCGAAUAUGUUGUCAAACGACCACCUGGAGACGAUGAUGACACGUCAUCGUCUAAUGCUCUCUCUGCCUUUAGGCACGAAUUGGAGAUGCAAAGGCUUUUUGCCAAAGAUCCAAUGAUUCGAGCGCUCGUUGAUUAUAUCCCCGACUCAGAGCCUAGUGGGCCGAUGAUGGUUCUUGAGGCAUUCACAGACUCGCUCUGGGACGCUCGAAAUGCGAGGCCGUUCACUACAAAGGAGAUCAAAUGGAUCGUGAAGGGCAUUCUUCUGGGUAUCUUUACAGUGCAUACGAAAGGCCUAGUUUAUACUGUCAGCAAACCAUCUACCAGAGAAAUCACGUCCCUUACAUAUCGGAGCCCCGAAGUCCAUUUUGGGAAAGCAUGGACCCAAAGUACAGAUGUCUGGUCCUGGGGACUCAUCUUGGCCCAACUGCUUCAGGCGCAAGUUGAUUUCAAGUCACCGGGAAUGUAUGAUUCAAUAUGCACUGGGACUCUUGCAGAAAAGGAAAAGGUCAUCCGUGAUCAACUAGCGAUUGACUUUGACUUGGCAUCUAUACCAUUGUAUGCCGAGGAUGAGCAAUGCACCAAGAUAUUGCCUGCACCGCAACCAGAAGAAGCGUACAUGUGGGCAAAUAACAUGAUCAACAAAGGUGUUUCAGCUGAAGAUAUCCAGUUCUUAGUCGGAGUUUUAAAUCCAGACCCAAAUACUCGCCUCACGGUGCGUGAGAUUCUCGAGACCGUGACAUAUGCCGCGAUCAGUGUCUAUGAGCCUACACCACACGCCCCGUCAUCAGUUCUAAUAUGCUAUCUUCGGCUUUGGGAUAUCUGA
Molecule: messenger RNA, 957 nt
Organism: Talaromyces rugulosus
Lineage: Eukaryota; Fungi; Ascomycota; Eurotiomycetes; Eurotiales; Trichocomaceae
Exons: 5
Coding region: 1-957 (318 amino acids)
Biological process (GO): protein phosphorylation; intracellular signal transduction
Cellular component (GO): nucleus; cytoplasm
Molecular function (GO): MAP kinase activity; ATP binding
Source: RefSeq, a predicted model, not a curated record